Molecule: messenger RNA, 2790 nt
Organism: Daphnia magna
Lineage: Eukaryota; Metazoa; Arthropoda; Branchiopoda; Diplostraca; Daphniidae
Product: zinc finger protein 12
Biological process (GO): regulation of transcription by RNA polymerase II
Molecular function (GO): DNA-binding transcription factor activity, RNA polymerase II-specific; RNA polymerase II cis-regulatory region sequence-specific DNA binding
Source: RefSeq, a predicted model, not a curated record
AUCUGUCGCCUGGAGAGUUUCAUUAACGACAUCCCUCUCAACUUCUCGGGCAAGCUUGCAGUCAGCCAUUUUGGCUCAAUUCUUCGAUAAAUCCGCCUGUGCUUCGUUUCAUCAGCUGCACGCUUCUUAAUUCGGGUGGAGUUUAAGACUCUUCUAAGAUUGGAGAUGUCUGAUGGGAUUGAUAACCACGAGGAGACCAAUGAAGAGGCUUCAUUUGUCAUCUUUGCAGAAGGGCCUGAUGGGAUGACUCAAAUAGAUCAAAAUGAUGAAAAUCAGCAACUUUCUAUUGGUGAUGAUGGAAUCACAAUAGUGGUAACACCUGAAAAUGAACAGCAGGUUUCUGAGCUUUUAAGAGCUCUUCAAGCAUCGCAAGGGGGAGAAGAUGUCCAAAUCCUGACAGAAAGCGGUGAGGAAAUUCACCAAUUCAGCAAACCUAAAGAUGAGACAAGUGCUGAGGAAACAGAAAUAGUAGAACCACCAAAAAAAAAAAGAGGACGUCCACCUAAACAACAACAGACUCCCAUUACCUCUAGUAGUGUGACAGCAACUGAGACAGCUAACAAGAAAGCAAAACUAAUUGAACUAGCUUUGCAAGAGGCUGAUGCCAGUGUUGCUGAAGGGAUUUCCAGUUUAAAAAGCUCUCGUUUGAGGGAGAAGGCUGCUAAACAAGGGGGACUAAAGAAACUUUGGAUAAGCAAGGAAGAUCUGGAGGAAUCUGUGGAACCAAUGGAAUCAUUUGAUCGUGGUGAAUUAAAAUCCGAUGGAGAGAACGAAGUUUACGCAUGCGAUGAAUGCCAUGAGCUUGAAUUUGGGUCUAUCGAGGAAUUAAAAGACCAUAGAAAGGAAAUACACCCAGCGACAUUCCAUUGUGAUAUAUGUGGCAUUGGAUUUGAAGAUCAAAUUGGAUUCUUCGAACAUUUAAAGACUCACUACGAAAAACAAGCACCGAAGAAAGGACGUGGACGACCACGAAAAACACCUGCCCUUCCUUCAACCCCAGUCGCGUCCAGUUCAAAAGCACCGGAUGAGGCUGUCAAUAUGACUUGUGAAACUUGCCAGAAAGAAUUUCGUAAUGCGAAGGCACUGGAUUCUCAUGUCCGUAAUGCUCAUCCUGAUGCUAUCACAAAAGCGUACCAUUGCGCCCAGUGCAACACUAGCUUCCGCUUUAAAGAAGCCAUGGAGACUCACAUGGAAAACGUUCAUGGUGCUGAUAGACCAGACGACGGUCCUCUCCCUGAGCCCGGAAAAUCAGUUGAGGAUAAAGAAUUGGAUCUUGCAGAAUUUGAAGGAGAAGAUAUUGGCGAAGAAGUCAUGGGAGAAGACGAACAGGGCUCCGAAGACGUCGAAGAAGACGAGGAAUACGAUGAAGAUGGCAAAGAUGAAGUCGACGAAGAAGAACUUCAGGAAAGUGGUAUAGCUGAUUAUGAUCCAGCCAUUGAUGGUCAUUGUUGUCAACUGUGUGGAGCAGUCUUCUCGGCAAAGAAACGCCUUAUUCAACACUUAAAGGAGGAUCACCAUAUAGGGUUUAAACGAGGCCGGCGGCCAAAGUAUCCUCCUGUGGAGACCGCCGAAGAUGGAACCUUUCCUUGUCCAGUAUGCCAAAGGACCUUUACGCACAAAAACUCGUUGGCUUAUCAUGUGCGUACUCAUGCCGGAGAAAGACCUCAUCAGUGCGAGAUUUGUGGCAAAUCUUUUUUUGCCAAUGGAGCAUUGAAAGUCCAUAUGCGAGUCCAUACCGGUGCGAGACCGUAUAAAUGUGAUGAGUGUGGGCGUGAGUUUCGCCAAUGGGGUGAUCUCAAAUAUCAUUUCACUUCCUUGCAUUCUGGUGUGCGACAAUAUCAAUGCGAGUUCUGUGGCAAGUCAUUCGCUCGAAAGUAUUCAUUAAUCGUUCAUCGGCGUGUACAUACAGGUGAACGUAAUUACAAGUGCGAAUUCUGCGGUAAAGGCUUCCGUGCUUCGUCCUACCUUCUCAACCAUCGCCGGAUUCAUACAGGAGAAAAACCCCAUCCCUGCCCAGUAUGCUUCAAACCUUUUAGAAUGCGAUCUGACAUGAAACGCCACAUGCAAAUGCAUGCGCGUGACGGCUCGGAUGUUUCAUUACUGCUAGCAUGCGCUGAACAAGGUAUCGAUCCGCUUGAAGCGAUUACGGCAGAUCCGGAUGCCUUGGCUGCUCUAAGAGAAAAGACUGCUAAUUCUUCUGAAGUAAAAACCGUUGCUCCCCGUGCAAAUCGUGGCCGCAAGCAACUGAAAAGUGAAGAGGCAACUGCCGUUGCCGCAAUUCAGGACGAUGAGGACCAUGAUGAAGGAUCCGUAAUGCUGACCAUCGUUCCCAAUGAAGAUGGAGAAAUGGUAGCUGUACCCAUUCACGUACAGGAUGAGAAUGACGAAGAUGACGAUGGAAACAAAAUGGAAGUCCAUAUGGAUGGUGAUGAAAACGCUGAUUCAGAGGAAGUUCAGCAGCUCCAGCUUAUUAACGAGGACGAACUUAUUCAAGAAACUGACAGUCUUGGUGCAGUGACUAUGCGAGACCCUAAUACUAAUACAUUGUACGUAUGGUCUGUGUUCCCAAAUUCCCAGACUAAAUGAAUCAGUUGAUGCAGUGACAAGCGUCCUAGUAUUCUCAGGUGUGUGCGAAUGGAAUCGCCAUACAUUGGGAUCUGUCAUUUUUUUCCUGAUUUUGAAGAUCAUUGCAUAGAAAAUUUUUGAGCUUCUCCUAUUGAACCGUUGCCCCUUGUACAGAUGUUGUACCAUGACAUAGAACAGCAGUGGAAAUACAACAGGGAAACAAAA